AGAGAAGUUCGUGAGCGACGAUCAUCAGGACUUCAACGAUCAAACUGUAAAGGAUACUCGACAAAGUACUUUCUGGAACGUGAAGAAGGCUGGCAACUUCUACUGGACCGAAGGAGAAGACUAUUCGUUCGAAUCCAUCGAAACUACCAUGAUGGGCAGGGUAGAUGAGAAUAAGGACCAAUGCGGAGUGGUGAUGCUGUUUCCAAACAUGAUCAAGCGAGCCGAACAAUCAAAGACAAAGACAAAGAGAAGUACAAGAUAUUUGAGACAUAUGGGAAACCACUUGCUAUCGCGCCAUUCUGCGGGGAUAACGCCAUACCCAAGGACGGCUUCUCUAAAUAUUACGCAGUUCCCCAGGAUGAGGAUUUCGGCAUUCGACCAUUGGUAUUUCAUAAUUUGCGAAAAGACAUCAGCCAGGAGCUUUACUUUAUCCUCAAAGGACCGAUCAGCAAUGACCGCGAGGUCGACGGCUUCACCAUGGAUAACUGGAAGACUCAAGCCAUCCUCUGGCCAGAUGAAAGAUUCACACAGAAGACAGAGGCUGGAAAAAUAUGGUAUGCUCCCAUUCUACAAUUGUCCCCGCUGGGUACUUAGAACACAUUCGCUUUUCAGGAAUGAGACGCUCAAGGAUUCGAACCGCGCGCUCGACGCAGAGUACGUUCGAGAAUGGGUCAAAUCCUAUGCUGAAACGAAGCCAGACGGAAUGAUUCCCAACCCAUUCAAGCACGGGAUCAGUGAGUUUUCCAGAGCAAAGGUGACGAAACGAAGUCGAGCUCAAUCUAUCUUACCUGCUCAUAGGCAGCAACGUCUGGCCUGAUUGG
Molecule: messenger RNA, 821 nt
Organism: Filobasidium floriforme
Lineage: Eukaryota; Fungi; Basidiomycota; Tremellomycetes; Filobasidiales; Filobasidiaceae
Exons: 3
Coding region: 149-817 (222 amino acids)
Source: RefSeq, a predicted model, not a curated record